UGAGUCUUCUGACCCCUCCGGUGACUUUCUCUUUCUUCCUUGCUUCCUUCUGCUCAACCUUUCGGAUCAAUUGCAGCUCCUCGUGAUCCUCAGUCUGGACGACGUGUGUGCGGCGCGUGCCAUCGUGACUGGCCUACUAUUACUUACUAGUACUUACUGCCUGGCCCUCAUCCUGGCCCUCCCCUCAACUUAACCCCAACAUUGAUCUUGUCCACAACACGAUACCACCCUUCUUAGAGCUUCUCUCCCACGGAGCAUCUCCUGAACAUGCCCUCAACCAUGGCCUCAUCACAUCCCAGCCCCGUCAAAGACGGCAGGCGAAUUCUCGGGGAAAAGCCCGCCAACGCGUGCCUGUCCCCGGCCCACCAUCGGCACGCUUCUGUCUCGCCCCUCAAACGCCCUUUCCUGGAGACGCCCUCCUCUCCCAAGAAACUGCUUCGCUCGCCGUUGUUCGCGGGCCAGAAACGUUCCAUCGACCAGGUGGAUAGCGAGGCCCCGAGUAGCACCCAACCCAGCGCGCCGGCCCCGUCGCGGCCAGACGCAUCUCAGGAUGUGCAGGAUGACAUCCAGCAGGACUCUCCCCAGACCCUAUCGCAAUCCCACGCGACGGAAUCAGAAACACUACUGCUCGAUUCGGACAAACAACAACAACACCACCAAGAUACCCACCCCGUCUCACCACCACCCACCACCACCGCAGCAGCAGUAACAACACACUCCGACCCCCCUGCCAAUGACCCAGCAUUUCGCAAACGCUUCAUCCAAGAGAAAGCAACCCUCCUCCGCACCCGCCUCCAAACCGCCAUGCGCCACAUUCACGACCCCCAACUCGACCGCCGUCUCUCCGACCUCGAAGCCCACAGUCGCAAAUACCCCCGUCUGUCCCUCCCCCAUGAACAACGCUCCACCGCCGCCCAAUCCUCCUCUGCCUCUUCUUCCAAUUCGAAAACGAAUCCCGGCUUGACGACCCCCCGCGUUACCCAAUUCACCUCACAUAUUACCCCCUCCGCGCCCUCGUCGGCAUUGCACGUCUCAGGCCUCUCCUCGCCGCCCCUAUCCACCACGCCGGUUGCUUCUCAAGCAGACCAACAACCACACCCCGAACAAGCACGGAAAGAGGAAGAGGAGGAUGAAGACGAGGACCCCAUGAAAACACCCACCCAGAAAUCCCACCAUCGGAUACCAUCCCCUAUGCAAUUGAGUAGUCCGCCAGCAACGGUGUCAAGACGGAGAAGUACGCUUACUACGGAGGAGAUGGUGCGUGUGGACGAGGAGGUAGAAGUCGAGACAGAGAUGGCAGGUGAUGAGGAAAUGGACUCACACCCCGAGGAGAGACAACGUCGGUUAUCGCAAAAGGGGGAUGCAGUGGAUGGGUUGUUGAAGUUGAUGAAGACGGGGGAUCAAACCCCGAAGCAAAAUCAGAGUGAGGGGUUGGAGGUUUGGAGUGGGUGAUGCUUUCACUAUCGUUUUGGCGGGAGGAGGGGGUGGUGGAUUAGAAGUUGUAUCGUAUCAUGCAUGGAUGGAUCUUAUAUAGAUGGUAGAUGGGAAGGGCUGAUACAUACAAGUAGAUCCCAUUGCUG
Molecule: messenger RNA, 1580 nt
Organism: Aspergillus ibericus CBS 121593
Lineage: Eukaryota; Fungi; Ascomycota; Eurotiomycetes; Eurotiales; Aspergillaceae
Exons: 3
Coding region: 280-1452 (390 amino acids)
Source: RefSeq, a predicted model, not a curated record